AUGUCUGGAGCCGGAGACAAUUGGACCUCAGCCCAGCGCCGUUCCCAGCGCACCACUCGCAGUGCUGCCCAGGGUGGUCAAGACUUCUCAGAAGAAAUCGACGAGAACUUGAUGACCACCGAUCCCAACUCCCAGGCCCAGAGAUGGGAAUCCAAGAAGUACGCCCAACGUACCCAUAUAGACGACCAGGCCGAGGCUGGCGGUAUGGGCUCUUCCGGCACCCAGAAUCUGCAGGGUGGACAGGGUAUGAGAGGAGUCGAGGGUUCACGCACUACCGGCGGAGGGAUGGGUGGUAUGCACGACGAGGGACGCACUGAGGCGUAUCCCAGUGCUUCCUCCCAAGGCCGUUACCAGAGUGCUAGAGCCACCGAUGACCCUGGCGAGGGAGUCUCCGGAAUGAGCGGCAAGAGCCAGGGGUACGGUGAUCAGGGGUAUGGAAGCCAUGCUGGUCGUACUCAGCCACCAGAGAACCAGGAGACGGGUGGUGUUCUCGGUUCCCUUGGAGACAAAGUCAAGGGAGCUAUGGGUGAUGUUAGCAAGAAGGCUGCCAAGUUCAGUGGAGAGCAGUAA
Messenger RNA from Arthroderma uncinatum, 570 nucleotides. RefSeq lists its product as uncharacterized. Bases 1 to 570 code for a protein of 189 amino acids. NCBI's taxonomy places the organism in Eukaryota, Fungi, Ascomycota, Eurotiomycetes, Onygenales, Arthrodermataceae. The record is from RefSeq and is a predicted model, not a curated record. The transcript is spliced from 2 exons.